ACAUCUUGGAUUUCCAUUAUAUAUGUGCAACGAUUUAGAGAAAUUUAUUUUGCUGUUUUUAAGGGAAACGAUCAAUUCGCCCGAGGAUUUUGGCAGGAAGCAACUCAGUUUUACACAAAGUCGUUGGAUAUUUGUCCAUUAAUUUAUACAGCUACAUAUCUUAGUAAUCGAGCUGCUGCUUAUAUAAAACUUAAAGAUUGGGAGAGGGCUAUCAGCGAUUGUAGUCAAGCAUUGGAAAUCGGCGCACUGAAUGAUAAGCCUUUAGAAAGACGUGCUUACUGUUAUGCUCAGCAAGAAGAGAAAUAUGAGCAAGCUAUUGAAGACUACCAAUCCUUGCUGAAACUGUAUCCAGGAAAAAAGAAUAUCUAUGAAGAUAAAAUUAACUCUUUGAAACGGUCAGUUGAUGAACGAAACGAAAGAAUGAAAAAAGAGAUGAUGUCAAAGUUGAAAGAUCUCGGUAACAUGUGCUUGAGACCGUUUGGUUUGUCAACAGAUAAUUUCCAGCUAACUCAGCAACCAGGAGGUGGAUAUUCGAUAAGUAUGAAGAAAUAG
Messenger RNA from Thelazia callipaeda (thelaziosis nematode), 552 nucleotides. The record is from the annotation of a GenBank genome assembly. Lineage: Eukaryota; Metazoa; Nematoda; Chromadorea; Rhabditida; Thelaziidae.